AAAAGGAACAAUCCAAAAUGCUCUGUACCCAGUCCCCUAGUUCCUUCCUUCCCUGCUUCUUCAAGCCUCCUUAGCUUCAGCAUUACCAUUAACAACACCCCUUCUUCCAACUACACAAAGGCUUAGUCAAUAUAAUUAGCAGAAUUAUCAUGUUUUUGAACAAUUCUGCAUUUUUAGCUUACUCUUGAUUGAAUAUACUGCUAUUCCAUCAAUAUCUUGAACCUGGAUUGAUCAAAGAUUCAAUCUUUUUAGUAAAUGGAUUGUCUAAAUCAAAGAACUCUGAUCAUUUUAGCACUGGCAUUCAUAUCACGAUUAGUCCCUCUUUGCUCGGCAUAUCCAGUUCCUCUCAACUGCUCGGACCCCAUUAGGCUAUGUACCUCCUUCCUAGCCUUUAAGCCCGCCUCAGACCAGACUCUGCCGGUGAUCCAGAGCAUGUUUGAUGUAUUGCCUCAAGAUAUAACCAUUGAAGGUAAUGGUAGAGACUACAUAUUCAUUAGAAAGAACUGUUCUUGUCCUCCUACUAUCAAGAAGUACUUGAGCAAUACUACAUUCACUGUGAGACAGAACAAUGGAUCUGUUUAUGAUAUGGUGGUGGAGGCCUAUAAUGGGCUGGCCUAUUUCUCUUCUAAUUUCACUAGGGAGGCAAGGAAAGGUGCAGUUGUGUCCUUGAGGCUUAUUUGUGGCUGCUCCAAUGGUUUGUGGAAUUACUUGAUGAGUUAUAUGUUGAGAGAUGGGGAUAGUGUGGAAUCUCUAGCUAGUAGAUUUGGGGUCAGCAUGGAUAGUAUUGUGACUGCUAAUGGGCUGGAUAAUCCUGAUAAUGUCACUGUUGGACAACUUUACUUCAUACCCUUGAAUUCAGUUCCUGGUGAGCCUUAUCAUGUGGAGAAUCCCAUCACUCCAGCUCCAGUCCCAGAACCAUCUGAUAGUGAUAUUGCAGCUACACAGGUAAAUCACAAGACUCAUGUGCCAUAUUGGUGGAUAAUUGGAAGUUUGGCAGUUGGUCUGGUGCUUGUCGUCAUCCUUGUAGCUGUUUUUAUUUCCUUAAGGUCGUCAAGCUGUUUUUCUGGAGCUCUAGUAGGUCAUCCUAAAAAUUCUAAUGAAAAAAAUUCUCAUAAAUUUCAUAUUCUGCGGAAUACGAGUUUCUGUUGUGGUUCGGGGAGGUAUAUCUGUUGCAAAUCAGGGGACUGGAAACAGCCUAAUGGUGAAGCUACUGACCGCCAGAUGAAUAUUCCUAAAGUUAUAGGCACCGAUGUCUUUGACAUGGAAAAGCCCGUAGUUUUUACAUAUGAUGAAAUUUUCUCUUCCACUGAUGGAUUCUCGGACUCUAAUCUUCUUGGGCAUGGAAGAUAUGGUCCUGUGUACUACGGCCUUCUUCGCGACCAGGAAGUUGCAAUCAAAAGGAUGACAACCACAAAGACUAAGGAAUUUACAGCAGAAAUGAAAGUGCUGUGCAAGGUUCAUCAUACCAAUUUGGUAGAACUGAUUGGUUAUGCGGCCACGGAUGAUGAACUCUUCCUAAUCUAUGAGCAUGCCCAAAAGGGUUCUCUCAACAGCCACUUGCAUGAUCCCCAGAACAAGGGUCAUACUGCACUUUCUUGGAACAUGAGGGUUCAGAUUGCUGUUGAUGCUGCUAGAGGCCUGGAGUAUAUACAUGAGCACACAAAGCCUCAUUAUGUGCAUCGAGAUAUCAAGACAAGUAACAUCCUGCUGGAUGGAUCCUUUAGGGCAAAGAUCUCAGAUUUUGGUUUGGCAAAACUUGUUGGGAAAACCAAUGAUGGAGAAGCAUCAGCGACAACUGUUGUUGGAACUUUUGGUUAUCUAGCCCCAGAAUACUUAAGGGAUGGACUAGCAACUAAUAAGAGUGAUGUGUAUGCAUUUGGUGUUGUACUUUUCGAGAUGAUAUCAGGAAAGGAAGCCAUUACCCGCACCCAAGGCAUUGCACCAAAAAGUGCCGAUAGGAGGUCAUUGGCAUCUAUUAUGCUGGCAGCUCUGAGGAACUCACCUGACUCCAUGAGUAUGUCAAGUUUAAGAGAACAUGUUGAUCCCAAUCUCAUGGAUUUGUAUCCACAUGACUGCCUUUUUAAGAUGGCUAUGCUGGCAAAACAAUGUGUGGAUGAUGAUCCCGUUCUUAGACCAGACAUGAAGCAAGUUGUGAUAUCACUAUCUCACAUCCAGUUGUCCUCUGUUGAAUGGGAAGCAACUCUUUCUGGAAAUAGCCAAGUGUUUAGCGGCCUUGUUCAAGGUAGAUAGGCAGCAGAAGCAGAGUUCCAAUAUUCCAGUUGUGCUACUCAAAAACAUUUUCCUGCAUAGUCUCUUCUCUGCUACUCGCUGCUUUGGUUUGUAUAGCUGCACAGUUCAUCCGCCUCAAUUAUAUAUGGACGGACCCUCGUGCUCUUUUUCCUGUUUUCAAAUCCCUUUUCAUUGUAGCAUUCUUUUGUAACUUUGCCUCUGAAAAGGAAAGUUUUGUAUGUAUAAAUGGGAAACUGAAGAGGAAUGCGGCUUCUGUUGGUUUUGAAAAACGAGUGACAUGAACAAAUGGUUAUCAGUUUGAACACCUCCUCCUGUGGUCAUUGGUGUUAUAUUAGUUAAAUCCAUUAAUCAGCUUCUGUUACGAAGGUUUUAUGGAUCUGAAAUAAAGUAAGACCCCGAUUGUGACUCGA
Molecule: messenger RNA, 2660 nt
Organism: Coffea eugenioides
Lineage: Eukaryota; Viridiplantae; Streptophyta; Magnoliopsida; Gentianales; Rubiaceae
Product: lysM domain receptor-like kinase 3
Exons: 11
Coding region: 256-2250 (664 amino acids)
Biological process (GO): innate immune response; protein phosphorylation
Molecular function (GO): transmembrane receptor protein kinase activity; ATP binding
Source: RefSeq, a predicted model, not a curated record